UGUAGGCUCACAACCGCAGUGGCCGCUUGCGGUGUCUGAUGCACCGACGUGCGAUCGAGUGGAUGAUCUUCCGCACCGUGGCCCACACGCACGAUGUUUCGUGUCCCGCCGUAAGUGCCUGCUGUCCGUUUGUCUCUCGAACUUGAUUUUGGAGGGCGGGGAAGAAGGAAGCUGGAGCUCUGGGCUCAUGGUAUUCUGGGCCGUUGGGACGGGGGCCGGCUUGUAUAAAGACCGAUGGAGCUUCCAUCCAUCAUAUGGCUUUCCCCUGCACCCCAACCCAAGCCAUUGUCAAGCCAUUAUAGCCUGAGCUUGCCACCAUUCCUCUCUCUUUUGCUGUUCUGGACUUGUCACUACCACCGCCCUUUCCGAUCACAUUGACAACGGCGACCGUCAGGCUACGUGUCCUUCGGGAUGGGCUCGAUAACUCUCAACAACCCCAGCAGGGCCUGGUGGAAAGACGGUGUCAUCUACCAGAUCUACCCCGCCAGCUUCAAGGAUGCCAAUGGCGACGGCCUGGGCGAUGUCCCGGGAAUCAUCAGCAAAGUCGACUACCUCAAAGACUUGGGCGUGGAUAUCGUGUGGGUGUCGCCCAUGUACGCCAGUCCGCAAAUCGAUAUGGGAUACGACAUUUCAGACUACCAGGAUGUCCACCGCCCGUAUGGCACCGUUCGUGAUAUGGAAGUCCUCAUUGAGGAGUGCCACAAACGCGGGAUGAAGCUCAUCUUAGACCUGGUGGUCAACCACACGUCAGACCAGCACAAGUGGUUCCAGGAGUCGAGAUCCUCUAAAGAGAACCCCAAGCGGAACUGGUACAUAUGGAAGCCUCCUCGUUACGCCGAGGAUGGCACCCGUCUGCCUCCCACGAACUGGAGGAGCCACUUCAGCGGUAGCACCUGGGAGUGGGACGAGACCACCGGCGAGUACUACCUCCACCUGUUCGCCAAGGAGCAGCCCGACCUCAACUGGGAGAACGAGGAGACACGUGAGGCCAUCUAUGAUAACGCUAUGCGCUUCUGGCUCGACAAGGGCGUUGACGGUUUCCGCAUCGACACGGUUAACAUGUACAGCAAGGGCGUCGAGUUCAAGGACGCCCCUGUCAUGAACAAGAACGCGUACGAGCAGCCCGCCUACAUGAUCUACUGCAACGGUCCGAGGAUACACGAGUUCCUUCGCGAGAUGAACGCAAAGGUCCUCAACCACUACGACACCGUCACCGUCGGCGAGCUGCCCCACACCCCGGACCCGCAGCACGUCCUCAAGUACAUCAGCGCUGCCGACCGCCAGCUCGACAUGGUCUUCCAGUUCGACAUUGUCGACCUUGGCCAGGGCAUCGGCUACAAGUACCAGACCCGUGAGUGGAAGCUCCCCGAACUAAAGCGCAUCGUCGCCAAGUGGCAGCAGUUCAUCGAGGGCACCGACGGCUGGACGACAGCCUUUUGCGAGAACCACGAUCAGGGCCGCUCCGUGUCACGGUACGGCAACGACAGCCCCCAGUGGCGCGAGACGUCGGCCAAGAUGCUCGCCCUGAUGAUGUGUUCGCAGACGGGCACACUCUUCGUCUACCAGGGCCAGGAGAUCGGCAUGACAAACGUGUCGCGGAGCUGGGGCAUCGAGGACUACAAGGACAUUGAGGCGCUCAACUACUACGACGACAUCAAGAGGGAACACGGCGAGGGCGAGGUGCUCAGCCGCGUCAUGGACAGCAUCAACCUGGUCGGCCGCGACAACGCGCGCAUCCCCAUGCAGUGGGACGCCUCGCCGUUCGCCGGCUUCACCGACAACAAGGACGGCGCAUGGAUGCGCAUCCACGACGAGUACGCCGACAUCAACGUUGCCAAGCAGGAGGCGGAGCCCGGCUCCGUGCUAAACUUCUGGCGCGAGAUGCUGCGCCUGCGCAAGGAGGAGGGCGAGUUGCUGACGCACGGCGCCUUUGAGCUAUUUGACGAAGAGAACGAGCAGACGUUUGUCUACAAGAAGACGCGCGGCGGAAAGAGUGCCGUCGUGGCGCUCAACUUUACAAGCGAGGAGCAGGAGGUCCGGAUCCCGGGCGAGGGUUUGAAGAUCCGCGUUGGCAACUACGGUGAUGUCAAGGAGAGGGUUGCGGCAGAGGGGCAAAAGAGUGUGCUGAGGCCGUGGGAGGGUCGGUUGUAUCUGCAGGGUUGAAGGUAUUUGGAUAUACCUGGAGACGGUUGAGUGCUACUCCGGGGGGGGGGUUCGGUUUUGCCGACAAGACUUUAUUUGAUACAAGAAUGUCUAUGCUGAUGCCACACCAAUAGAUGAGACGGCCAGCUAAUGCUGUUAUAGUGAACAUAUUGCCCUUUCCAGAACCCCAU
This is a messenger RNA of Colletotrichum navitas, 2333 nucleotides long. RefSeq names its product alpha amylase. Gene Ontology annotation, biological process: maltose catabolic process; sucrose catabolic process. Bases 412 to 2163 code for a protein of 583 amino acids. The transcript has a single exon. Gene Ontology annotation, molecular function: sucrose alpha-glucosidase activity; glucan 1,4-alpha-maltotriohydrolase activity; oligo-1,6-glucosidase activity. Lineage: Eukaryota; Fungi; Ascomycota; Sordariomycetes; Glomerellales; Glomerellaceae. The record is from RefSeq and is a predicted model, not a curated record.